Messenger RNA from Vidua macroura (Pin-tailed whydah), 1177 nucleotides. Its product is annotated as zinc finger protein 397-like. The coding region runs from base 166 to 738 and encodes 190 amino acids. The transcript is spliced from 3 exons. Gene Ontology annotation, biological process: negative regulation of transcription by RNA polymerase II. NCBI's taxonomy places the organism in Eukaryota, Metazoa, Chordata, Aves, Passeriformes, Viduidae. Gene Ontology annotation, molecular function: DNA-binding transcription repressor activity, RNA polymerase II-specific. The record is from RefSeq and is a predicted model, not a curated record.
UCCGGCAUUUCCCGGAACCCGCGGCUGAGGAGCGGCCCCGGCGCUGGGCCCGGCCCCGGCAGGAGGCCAAGGAAUCGCUGCUGCCCUGAACCGCCGGGAGCUCGGGGUGACCGGGGCCUGAGGGCGCAGGGAGCUGGGGAUUUUUCAUUUCCAGGGCAUGGCUGGAUGGAGGAGGAGGAAAAGCCCAUGAGGUCCUGCAGGAGGAGGGGCUGCAAACCCAGCCCAUGGAGCUGCGGGGAGGAAAGAGCCCCCCUGAGCCAGGAAGGCGGCCGGAGAUCCAGCCAGAGCUCGGAGCUGGUGGAGAAGGCUCAUGGCAGGGAGAAGCUGCACAAGUGCUUGGAAUGUGGGCAAGGCUUCAGCCAGAGCUCCAAGCUGAUCUGGCACCAGGUGAUCCACACCGGGGAACGGCCCUAUACCUGCUUGGAAUGUGAGAAGAGCUUUGGGCGGAGCUCAGACCUGAGAAAACACCAGCACAUCCACACUGGGGAGAGGCCCUACGAGUGUCCCCAGUGUGGGAAGAGGUUUCACACCAGCUCCACUCUCCUCGUACAUCAACAGAAUCACACAGAGGAGAGGCCCUUCCGCUGCCCCAACUGCAGGAAGGGCUUCAACCGCAACUCCAACCUCACCAAGCACCGGCGCAUCCACAACUGGGAGAGGCCCUACGAGUGUGGGGAGUGUGGGAAGAGCUUCUCACAGAGCUCAAACUUGACCAGACACCAACGGAGGCACCACUAAGGGAAGCCCUGUGAGUGCCUUGAGUGAGGGAAGAGAGUGAGGGAAGAGCUUUGUGCGCUGCUCCAGCUCCAUCCCCCAUGGGAGGCUCCGGGCUGGAUGAUCCCCAGUGACCCCCGUUGGGCAGAGCCCUGGUGCCCCCUUAUGGGGAAUAAAACAGAGAGUAAAACAAUGCAGCUGGUAAAGGGGUCCAAUAUCUGAGGCCUGACUGAGCAGAAACUGUGGGAGACACAGACAUAGUUAAUUCUUCCUGGGCAAGAAGUGAUCAAGCAACCUGUUGUGAGACUUUGUGAUAAGAUCAUGUUCCCAGGAGACGUGAUGUCAUGAAGAAUGUGUAACCAAUGGGAAAUUGUUAGCAAACAUCGAGCCCUAUUUAAGCACUAUACUAGUAAAACCCAGUAUAAACACCUGGUAACCUCAAUAAAAUUGGCUUCUGAUCUGA